Monodelphis domestica (gray short-tailed opossum) is the source of this 4532-nucleotide messenger RNA. RefSeq names its product terminal nucleotidyltransferase 5D (gene TENT5D). The record is from RefSeq and is a predicted model, not a curated record. Gene Ontology annotation, biological process: mRNA stabilization. Gene Ontology annotation, molecular function: RNA binding; poly(A) RNA polymerase activity. Lineage: Eukaryota; Metazoa; Chordata; Mammalia; Didelphimorphia; Didelphidae.
CCCUGCCCCCACUCCUGUGGCACGCGUCCUUUUCCUUCGGUCGGGUCGUCGCCUCGCAGCCAUUCCUCUUGGCUGCGUCUGGCGUUUCGGCUCCGGCUCCCCUUCUUCUCCCCUUCCAUUACCCUUCCUCCUCUUGCCGUGUUCCCGAAAAAUUUGAUAGCGCGCUUUUCCUGGUUGAUCCCUCGGUUCGAAAACUCAUUCGGAAGGAGAAAGGUUCAGGAGCAGUGUGAAGUCUUUUGAGGCAAGAACAACUUGCAUUUGGAGUGAAGGUGACAAGAAGGUCCCCCACUGACAGAACCUGUCUGCAGCCACUACUGUCUGUUUUCUCCUAUCAAGACCAUCAAGACUAAGUGAGGCAGCCGAUUGAACUCUCGGAGGUCCCUGCAUUUCCCCUGCAAGCUCCCGGCUUGGAGGCUCUGAGUGAGUGGUGAGGAGAGGCUCGAGAAGAGGUGUGUGGAAAAGAAGAAUCGGACUCCGUGCCUUCUUUGGACGGUUCGGUUAACUCUGCAGGCUCAACAAUGUCUGAAAACCUGGAAAGCAGAUACAGCCGCCUUGGCUGGGAUCAAAUUAAAAUACUAGACCAAGUAUUAAGUGAAGACGUACCAAUUCAUGGAAGAGGAAAUUUUCCAACCCUGGAAGUGAAAACAAAGGAUAUCAUCCUCGUGAUUCAAGAAGAACUCCAGAAGAAAGAGAUCGUCAUUAAAGAUAUCCGUCUGAAUGGUUCAACAGCUAGCCACAUCCUUACAAAGCAGAAUGGAACCAGUUAUAAGGAUAUCGACAUCAUUUUUGGUAUUGGGUAUCUCGGUGAGCACGAAUUUCAGGUUGUGAAGGAAACCGUUCUAGAUUGCCUGCAAGACUUCUUACCAAAAUGUGUCAACAAAGAAAAGAUCACAUCAAUGACCAUGAAAGAUGCCUACGUUCAGAAGAUGGUGAAAGUUUCCAACGAACAUGACCGCUGGAGUCUCAUUUCUUUGUCAAACAACACUGGGAAGAACAUGGAGUUCAAAUUUGUCAGCUCACUUAGACGCCAAUUUGAAUUCAGUGUUGAUUCCUUUCAGAUAAUCCUAUCCAACCUUCUUGAUGUCUACAGAGAUGCCGAUUAUGUGCUGAGCGAAGAAUCCUCCCCAGAUGUUGUGGCAGAGAGCAUGUAUGGGGACUUCGAACAAGCAAUGCAUCAUCUGCAAAACAAGCUUAUUUCCACCAGAAAACCUGAAGAAAUUAGAGGCGGAGGCCUUCUCAAAUACAGCAACCUACUGGUUCGUGAUUUCAAGCCAGCAAGUGAGACCGAAAUCAAAACUCUGGAACGUUACAUGUGUUCCAGAUUCUUCAUUGAUUUUCCUGAUGUGACAGAGCAACAGAGGAAGAUUGAGUCCUACCUACAUAACCAUUUCGUAGGUGAAGAGAAGAGCAAAUAUGAUUACCUCAUGACCUUGCGUGGAGUCAUCGAUGAAAGCACUGUAUGCCUCAUGGGGCAUGAAAGAAGACAAACCCUGAAUAUGAUCACCAUUCUGGCUCUAAAAGUACUCGGAGAACAAAACAUCAUUCCCAACACAGCCAACGUAACCUGCUUUUACCAGCCUGCUCCAUACAUCACUAAUAGAAAUUUCAGCACCUACUAUGUGGCUCAUGGACAUCCAUUCCUCUAUCAGUCUUACCCACUGCAUAUUCAUAUGCAGAAUGGUUUGGUUUAAGUAAAAUUAAGGCAGCAAACCAGCUGAAAUAAAGACCUCCUGAAAGCAAGUUUUCAAAUCCCACUGAUUUUUGAAUCUAUUUUUUUUUGAAGCUUAUCAAUUAUUUCCCGUCAGUCACAGAUCAUACUAUCUGUCACCCAUCAAGUCAGGCCACAAAAACAAAACAAAACAAAUUACAGAAGAAAAAAUUAACUGUGACUUUACCAUCACCAACUGUGGCUUUCAAGUAUUCCUAAGAAAUGCAUUAGAGGUUUUUUCAUCUUUGACAGAAAAGAAGAAAAGACAGUUUCCAAAUUCAGAGGCAGAGUUAUGCCAACUACCACAAAAUUUUUUAAUUAAAUGUGACCAGGACCAUUUUUAUCACUUAAACUUUUUAGUUACCAUUUAAAAAAAAAUCCAGCAUUUAAAGUCCCAAAUUCAGAAGAUAUUAAGAUGAUAGGUCAAAUAUAUGGUCAAAUGCAAAAAUCUUAUCUUAUGUAUUCAAAAAUACUUUUUGAGAAAGGAGGCUAUUAUGUUAAUAAUUUUUUUUUUACUCUGUGUGGCUGAAAAGAUGAAAAACCAUCUGUACAAAAGAUCCAAUGAUUACCUGUGUAGGUCACUUUGGUUUCCUCACUGUUACAAAAAAUGAAAACGAUAACUUCUACAAGCAGAAGCAUUCUGUAAAUAAUUGUCCAACUAAAACAUAAGCUCUAAGACAAACGGGAAAAACAGGCAGGUCUGUGGCAUUUUGAAAUUAUACCAUAGUGGCAUUUACAAUUUCAUUGUAGAUUUGUCCUCCAUUUUAAAAUGUCUGUGCACAUACAAUAGUGGCAGGUGACCUCAUGAACAAGAAAUGAAGUAUUUGGGGUUUCUUUUUGUAGUUAUCAAAAAGCAGUUUCCAACAAGCCACUCAAGUACCUCCCUGUGUCAGUUUUCCCCUGAAUGCUAUAACUUAUUCUGCAAGUGUACCUGUUCAUUGCUAGAUUCUCUGAUAUUUACAUAGCAGAUCAAAUAUGUUGUUUGUAAAACUACCUAUAGGAUAAAACUUUUCCCCCCCUCUUCACAAACUUACUCACCUGUGAACAAUAUUUUGGGGGAUGAUGCAGAGAAGGUGAGAAAGUAACCUCUAGGGCAAAAGUAUGUAACCCUGCUGGAAGGCUUCCAGCACUUUUUCUGAUUUCUGAUUUGCAUUUUGAUUUUUCCAUUUAACAUUAUGUUCCAUAGAUAAGCUUAUCCCCUACCAUAUUAUGUUUUCUCUUAAGAAUUUUAUAUUCAUUUUAAACUAUUAAGUAUUUCAGUUAGGUUUUGUUUUCUUUAUAGCAGUACCAGACACACAAGUGAGUGCACAACUCUGCUAUUUCCGAGUAUACAAUAUUCUGAGAUCUGCCAUUUUCUGCACCAUAACACAACCUUCUAUGUGUAAUCACAUAUAUGUAACAUAGAACUUUAGGUUUUAAAAAUGUUGUUUGCAAUGUUACAUGGCCUCAUUUCUUGCUUUACUAGUAUUUGGGCCAGAGUAUGAAAAUCAUAUGUAAAGAAGAGUUAUUUCACUAAGAAUCCAUCUGUGCAUGGUAGAUGAAGACCAGGUGUAAUUUUCUCAUUGAAAGAUAGUAAGUCAGAUUCCACCCUCAGCAUAUUCUUAGUUGAAACCAUUGCAAAACAACAAAGGUCCAUUUGCUUGAUUAUAUGCUUAUGAAACAACCUGACAAUAACAACAGUAAUGAUGAGUCAACAGAAAAUGAUGUUGUCUGCAAGUAGCAUUUUUCAUUGAAUCCUAGCCUUGUGAAAGCCUCUGAGUCCAUCUCUCUGGCAAGGAAUCCAUCAGCUUCUUAAAUGGUUCAACUGGUGAUAGGAAUUCCUUAUAAGCUACAAAGAAGAAUCCUCAAGGUGUUCUGCUGAGGGUGUCACUGGGACUCUAAUUACUCCUGACAAAUGAAUUUCUUUCUCUACAAGACUUGGAUGGCAGCAAAGACAUGCACUUCUCUCAUUUCUUCACUAUACUUUUACAUUGGAGGACAAAAUUUACUAAUGUGUACAUGACAUUUUCUGUCAAGUGGGAACCCUCACUUGAAACUACUAGAGAAAAAUCGCUUCUUUAAAAGAGGAUAAUGAAUGGCCUCGGUUCUUUUAGCCUUUUCCUGUCCAACCAUCUCCCCAAAAAUGUUUUAUGUUGACCUAAAAUAUCCUACUGCAUAACCAGCUCAUACAGAGCAAACCAGUGAUUUGGGAAGCCAUAUUAUUUCAAGUCAUUGGAAAUUUCUCACUAAGAGAACUGGACAGUGACUGUUGGACCUCCUGAGAGAGUGCAGAUUGUGUGGGACUUUGGCUCAAUGUUGUAUAUAAUUCAUUCUAUCUUAUGUGAAGUGUUACCUUUGCAUUCUGGGCUGAAGCUUACAGCAUUAGAUUGACUUCUGAGAAAAUUCAUCUGAAAGAACUUCUUGGUCUAGUACUAGCAUUUCACCUGUUGCUUUAGCAACUAUAUAGUCAACUGCAAAUGUAGGAUUUGUAUUUGUGCUACCAGAAUGUUCUUACCUUUUAUGGAUAUCAAAUCUAUUGUCAACUGGCAAAAUUGUUGGGGUGGAAGAUUUGUAACUUGUAUAUAGAAAUAGUUCCUUAGCUAAUGUGUUUAAUGUUCAUUGUAGAGAAAAUUGGGAUAGUAGGAUUAAACUGUUUUGGUUAGGAAAUAGCCUGAGUUAAUUUUAAAACAUGAAACAAAAGCUUGAACUGUACCCAAAUGCCUAAACCUUGUUUUAUUGUUGUUUCAACUUAAAUGAACCUGAAUUCAAAAGCUACAGUGUGUAUGUAUGUUUUUAGGCCAUAUCCUAGUAGCAAAUAAAUGUUUAAAGACACUAUUAUGUCUCA